GUUUCUUCGUCUUCCUCCACCUUAAACCCAUUACCCUUACUCCAGCACAGUACCCAUCUUCAAAAGCGUUCCAGACCUGCACCGUUACCAUGGAGGUUCUACUUGGCAUCACAGGCAGAGACUUUGUCAUUCUAGCAGCGUCAAAGGCUGCUAUGAGAGGCCCGACUAUUCUCAAAGCUGAAGAUGAUAAGACAAGGCAACUGAACGAGCACACUCUUGUCGCUUUCUCCGGAGAGGCGGGAGACACCGUACAAUUUGCCGAAUAUGUUCAAGCUAAUGUUCAGCUAUACACAAUGCGGAAUGAUACCGAGCUGUCCCCGAAUGCCGUCGCGAACUUUGUUCGAGGAGAGCUGGCACGAAGCCUACGUUCGCGGAACCCCUACACAGUCAAUCUCCUUUUGGGUGGUGUAGACCCUAUCUCUCAGAAACCACACCUUUACUGGAUUGAUUAUCUCGCGUCAUUGGCCAGUGUUCCAUAUGCCGCCCAUGGCUAUGCUCAGUACUACUGUCUAUCAACCCUUGACAAGCACCAUCACCCCGACAUCACCCUGGAACAAGGCAUGAAGCUGUUAGAAAUGUGCACAGAUGAGUUGAAGCGGCGGCUGCCGAUCGAUUACAAAGGGGUCCUGGUCAAAGUAGUGACCAAGGAUGGCGUGAGGGUGGAGGACUUUGACAAUAACCGAAUCGUCAAAAGUGCUUAGUAUAUGAUAACAAGCAUUUUAUGUUUUCCGGUAUCAUUUCCGACAUUUUGGGCCUGGGGUUUCUGAAAUGAUUGCUUGCAUUUGACUCCGGUGUAGUCUUUCGGCCGAGGAUGGCUGCUAGGUAGACAAUAAAUGAAAUGACAUGACACGUAUUC
Aspergillus nidulans FGSC A4 is the source of this 856-nucleotide messenger RNA. It is a transcript of the gene pre1, whose product is annotated as proteasome core particle subunit beta 4. Gene Ontology annotation, cellular component: proteasome complex; proteasome core complex, beta-subunit complex; endoplasmic reticulum membrane. Gene Ontology annotation, biological process: proteasomal ubiquitin-independent protein catabolic process; protein catabolic process; proteasomal protein catabolic process. Gene Ontology annotation, molecular function: endopeptidase activator activity. Lineage: Eukaryota; Fungi; Ascomycota; Eurotiomycetes; Eurotiales; Aspergillaceae. The transcript has 4 exons. The record is from RefSeq and is a predicted model, not a curated record. The coding region runs from base 90 to 701 and encodes 203 amino acids.